Molecule: messenger RNA, 1146 nt
Organism: Kwoniella mangroviensis CBS 8507
Lineage: Eukaryota; Fungi; Basidiomycota; Tremellomycetes; Tremellales; Cryptococcaceae
Exons: 5
Coding region: 1-1146 (381 amino acids)
Source: RefSeq, a predicted model, not a curated record
AUGGUUCACAAUAUUGAUCCAAAUCCGAUUCGUCUUUACAUCCCCGAAGAACUUCUACGAGCCGAUGUACCUGCAUCGAGAAUGGAUUGGGCAGAUUUGAUCAACCGACAAGAUUAUGUCGAUAUUCCAAUUGCUCAAGACCAGAUCGACAUGUGGAUGGAGAUCACGGAUUGGUAUGAAAGAUCCACUAAUAGUAGAUCUAAUCGAAGUAUCACCAAUUUCAGUAGGGCUAUCCUCCAUUCUCCAGCAUACACUGUCGACUUUCCGGUGGAUAUGGUGCACAUCAAGGAAGAGGUAGAAGAUUCGAACAUCCCAAGCAUGUCUCAAAUCAAUAAACAGCUUAGAGCUCUUACCGAUCGUAUGAACAAGUCGCAAGCCGCUCUCGAAGCUUCCAUAAUGGCUAAAGUCAAUGCUCAUCUCAACACACUUACCGAUCGAGUAGACAAGCUCGAAUCGUCUCUUGAUGACAUCACCAACCAUGUCAAGCAAUUUGACGAAAGGUUCUCUCACCUUGAAGCUCGGAUCGAUGACAUCACCACUGAACGGCGAAUCAACUCGAUCAACCUAUUUCACCCAUCUCUGGCGCCCAUCUCUGGCGAGGCCAAUCACCAAGCCCAAGAGGAUCUUACUAUCCGUCUCGAUCGUCUUUCCGAUAAACUUGUCCUCACAACUUCUCAAAUUGAUCGACUUGACAACAAGGUCGAUCGAUUGGAUGGUAAAGUUGACAGAUACGAUAUCAAGGUCGACAAGCUCGAGAUCAAAAUUGAUAAACAUCAAGAUGUAAUCAACAUUCAUGAUGAAAAGCUGCAAGGUAGUUCCGAAACCAUCGGAGUUAUGGAUGAUACCAUCUCACAAUUGGGAGACAAAUUGAAAGAACACGCAGUACGAACCGAUGAGAUGGAUCAUCAACUCAAGAGACUGGAGGGGCAAAUGAACGAUAGGAUCAAAGAGGAAGAAAAGAUGGAAGUUACCAAGAGAUCGAUUAAGACCGAUCAUGAUGGUUUGAGAAAGGAAUUCAACAAUUUCGUUGAGCAAGUCAAUGUUCGAGAAAUGAACCGAGUUCUCCUCGAAAUACCUAGAAGGGCUCACCCAGUAUCAAACCUCAGAGGAGAUUCCAAUCCUUCCAAAACAUCCAACAACGGGUAA